AUGAAAGGCAAAGAAAAAUCAUCACGGGUUAAUAUUAAGUGCAUUCAAGAGAACAAACAGAGAAAGACACCACUUUAUGGUGCCGCUUUGGGCACCAAAGUGGUGAUAGAUCUUCACCCACAGCUAAGGAACUAUAAGAAAGUGGAGACUUGGUUCAGAGAUGAAUUCGGUAACGUGGAAGCUCAAGAAAGGUUAUCACGAGCUGUUCACUUGUUCAGCGUGGGAUUGAACGAUUACAAUGCGGUCAUUUCAAUAAACAUCAGUUCUAACUUUGUAGACAUGGUCAUUGGAAACAUAACAACAGUAAUCAAGGAAAUAUAUAAAAGUGGAGGUAGAAAGUUCGUUUUUCUUACCUUGUUGGACUUGAGGUUUCUGCCACAGUCACGACUGGCGAUAUCUAAAGGGAAAGGCAGAGACUUUGAAGAAGCUGCAUCUCUCCAAAAGCAGCAUAACAAGCACCUCCUCAAGGUGCUUGUUGAGCUAGAGAAGAAUAUGGACAGUUUCAAGUAUCUACUAUAUGAUUUCAACCAGAGUUUUCUAAUGAGAGUACGGAAUCCCACCCAUUAUGGUUUUAUAGAAGAGAGGGCAGCAUGUUGUGGAUUCGGGAAGUUCAGGGGAUCUUGCAUGUGUGGAUUAUUUUGGGACUCCGCUCAUCCAACUCAAAAGGUGGACAAGCAGAUGGCGCAUGAGAUGUGGAGAGGGAGAGCUUAUCAAAUUGGACCUUAUAGCGUGAAACAAUUAUUCCAUUUGGAUUAA
Messenger RNA from Tripterygium wilfordii, 756 nucleotides. Its product is annotated as GDSL esterase/lipase 5-like. Gene Ontology annotation, molecular function: hydrolase activity, acting on ester bonds. Bases 1 to 756 code for a protein of 251 amino acids. NCBI's taxonomy places the organism in Eukaryota, Viridiplantae, Streptophyta, Magnoliopsida, Celastrales, Celastraceae. The record is from RefSeq and is a predicted model, not a curated record. The transcript has 5 exons.